Molecule: messenger RNA, 690 nt
Organism: Trichoderma gamsii
Lineage: Eukaryota; Fungi; Ascomycota; Sordariomycetes; Hypocreales; Hypocreaceae
Exons: 4
Coding region: 1-690 (229 amino acids)
Cellular component (GO): cytoplasm; nucleus
Molecular function (GO): protein-folding chaperone binding; protein folding chaperone
Source: RefSeq, a predicted model, not a curated record
AUGACGAGAAACGGAGCACCGCCUGAUUACUAUGCCAUUCUGGAGGUUUCAGAGAAGGCCUCGGCAGCACAGAUUCGAGAUGCCUAUAAGCGAGCUGCCCUGAAAACACAUCCCGAUCGAGUCGCCAACGACUCACCAGAGCGCGAACAGAGAACACGACGCUUUCAACUCGUGAAUGAGGCUUACUAUUGUCUUUCCGAGCCUUCAAGGAGACGCGAGUAUGAUUUACAGCGAGGAUACUACCACCCGUCAGCGUCCGAUCCCUUUACAGAAGCAGACGACGCUACGGGACAAGGUUAUUCGUGGGCAUGGGACUUCUUCGAGAACCAGAACGGAGGAACUGCGCCCAAUGGCCGCCAAGCUACAGAGGAUGCACAAUUCAGCGACGCCUUUGAGGAAAUGAUGCAGGAUGAGGGGUUCUCAGAGGGGGAUACGCCCAACCAGCAAGGCGGUAACCCUUCAACCAUGUGGGGCAUGGUAGGCGCUGUAAGUGGCGGCGCUCUGGGAUUCAUUGUGGGCAACGUCCCUGGACUGCUUGCCGGAGCAGUGGCCGGGAACAGACUUGGGGCAAUCAGAGACACCAAAGGGAAGAGCGUAUACGAAGUCUUUCGGGAACUUCCUCAGGCUGACAGGGCAAGAUUGUUGAGCCAACUGGCUGCAAAGGUAUUCAGCCAUGUUACCAGCCCAUAA